AUGAAUGGCUUCUCAGCGCACGGCCUCGACGAGGAUGCGUUCAGCGAAAAGUCCGGGCUGCAGGGCGGCCUGAAGACCUUUGAUGCUUUCCCCAAAACCAAAUCCUCCUACACAGCCCCCUCCACCCGCGGCGGACAAUGGACCGUCCUGGUCCUCCUAAUCUGCACCGCCUUCACCUUCACCGAAUUCCGUACCUGGCUGCACGGCACCGAGAACCACCAAUUCAGCGUCGAAAAGGGCGUCGGGCACGACCUGCAAAUGAACCUGGACAUGGUUGUGCACAUGCCAUGCGAGACCCUGCACGUCAACAUCCAAGACGCCUCGGGCGACCGCAUCCUUGCCGGCGAGCUGCUGCAGCUCGAACGCACCAGCUGGCAGCUGUGGAUGGACAAGCGCAACGGCGAGAAAUACGGCGGCGCGCACGAGUACCAGACACUCAGUCGGGAGGACACCGAUCGCGUCGCCCAGCAGGAGGCCGACGCCCACGUGCACCAUGUGCUGGGCGAGGUGCGCCGGAAUCCGCGAAGGAAGUUCGCCAAGGGCCCCAAGUUGAGGAGACGGGAUGCGGUCGACUCGUGUCGCAUUUAUGGCAGUCUCGAGGGGAAUAAAGUCCAGGGAGACUUUCAUAUUACGGCCAAGGGUCAUGGAUAUGGCAUGUUCGGACAGCAUUUGGAUCAUGAGGCCUUCAACUUCACCCACAUGGUCACAGAACUCUCCUUCGGCCCGCACUACCCCACACUCCUCAACCCCCUCGACAAAACCAUCGCGACCACCGAAUCCCACUACUACAAAUACCAGUACUUCCUCUCCGUGGUGCCGACCAUCUACUCGAAAGGCGCCAGCGCGCUCGACGCCUACACCUCCGCGCCUUCCUCUCUCGCGCCCUCCCAAUUCUCCAACACCAACAAGAACCUCGUCUUCACCAACCAGUACGCCGCCACCAGCCAGGGCGGCAAUCUCCCCGAGAGCCCGUUCUUCGUGCCCGGCAUCUUCUUCAAGUACAAUAUCGAGCCGAUCCUGCUUCUGGUCAGCGAGGAGAGGAGUAGUUUCCUCUCGUUGCUGAUUCGCCUCGUGAAUACCGUUUCGGGGGUCAUGGUCACGGGCGGCUGGGUGUAUCAGAUUUCGGGGUGGUUGGGCGCGUUGCUCUUGAAGAGGAAGGGGAGGGGGAAGUCUGAGGGUGUGUUGACGGGGAAGCAUGAUGAUUAG
Aspergillus heteromorphus CBS 117.55 is the source of this 1206-nucleotide messenger RNA. Its product is annotated as endoplasmic reticulum-Golgi intermediate compartment family protein. Lineage: Eukaryota; Fungi; Ascomycota; Eurotiomycetes; Eurotiales; Aspergillaceae. The coding region runs from base 1 to 1206 and encodes 401 amino acids. Gene Ontology annotation, cellular component: Golgi membrane; COPII-coated ER to Golgi transport vesicle; endoplasmic reticulum membrane. The record is from RefSeq and is a predicted model, not a curated record. The transcript is spliced from 3 exons. Gene Ontology annotation, biological process: endoplasmic reticulum to Golgi vesicle-mediated transport; retrograde vesicle-mediated transport, Golgi to endoplasmic reticulum.